GACGCUGCUGGAGCGAAGGCCAAUGCUCUCGCAACGCUCGAGAAGCUGGCACAAGCCACUCCUUUCGUGCUCCCAAAGCUACCGGCGCUGGUAGAUCUUUUUGCGGACAGCAAGCUCGGCCCGCCAGCCGUCAAGGCUGCCGUCGCCAUCGUCUCCAACAUCCAGCCGAAGGGCCACGGAAUUGCAAGCGAGGUAAUGCCAGUGCUGCUCAAUGGCAUGCAGGACAAGCGGUGGAAGACCAAAGCUGGUUGCAUCGAUGUGCUGCUACCAUGCCUUCUUCAGAUGUUCGAUGCGACCCCCGGGCAGCUAGCCGAGUGUCUGCCGCAGAUUCUUUCACGGCUGGCGGAGGCUGCAUUGGAGGUCAGGGCCGAAAUCCGCACUGCCACGGGGGCAGUGCUGCGGGAGAUCGGCAACCUAGUUGCAAGCCCUGAGAUCAAGAAGCUGUCUCAGGACUUGGUGACAGCUUUGGCAGAGCCCACGAACCAGAAGCACACCCAGGAUGUGCUGGCGAGAAUGGGGAAUCAGACAUUUAUGUCUUUGAUUGAUGCCGCAUCCCUCUCUCUUCUGAUGCCCAUCGUUGUUCGAGGACUCAGGGAGCGAGAGCCAGCCAGCAAGAAGUGGUCUGCUCAGAUCUUCGGCCCGCCCCCAAGAGCUCUCUGUUUGUUUAAUCAGAUUCAAUCAGCUUUAGCAUGA
Symbiodinium sp. CCMP2456 is the source of this 693-nucleotide messenger RNA. The record is from the annotation of a GenBank genome assembly. Lineage: Eukaryota; Dinophyceae; Suessiales; Symbiodiniaceae.